AUGGUUGCUUCCUGGUUUCAUCGCUUGACCUUUCUCUUACUGUGCAUCCAAUCGGCGGUCAGCCAGCAAAGCCAAACAGUCAGUCUCCUCGACCUUGGCAUCAGCGGUCUCGUUGCUUCCGUUAUCACAGCCGAUGCAACAGCAACGACUUAUAAGCUGGACUGCCCUUCUAAUGAUCCUACAAACUGCGGCUAUGAAUCCGGCUAUACCCCAACGGUAACUGCCGUCGGCGGCCCAUCAACUGCAGCUAUGACCGACAAGGCAGUGAUUUCAGGAACCUCAGUAGCUUACACAUACGCUUGCGAUGUAACAAACUCGGAGAGUGGAACAGCCAGUGGGUCGUGUUCCUAUACGGGCACUAGUGGGGGAGUUACCGCAACCACUACUGGCUCGCUCUCCGCGCGCGACACUUAUAUACCUAUUGUUGUCACUGCCGGGCUGGAGAAGUUGUUAAAUGACCAGGGUGCAAGCUCCUCCCCGACGCCUACCGGGUCAGCGACAGCGCAGACCUCCGUUAGCUCUCCUGCGGAAUCACCUACUAGAUCAACGACAGCGCAGACUUCUGUUCGCUCUACUACGGAAUCGGCUACUGAGUCAGCAGCAGCGCAGACUUCCAAUGGCUCUGCUCCGGUAUCGGACACGGUUCAUGUUGGCGGUGCAGUCGCCUGGCUCGCCGGUGUAUUGUUAGCGGCCUUAUGA
This is a messenger RNA of Coniosporium apollinis CBS 100218, 699 nucleotides long. RefSeq lists its product as uncharacterized. Lineage: Eukaryota; Fungi; Ascomycota; Dothideomycetes. The transcript has 2 exons. The coding region runs from base 1 to 699 and encodes 232 amino acids. The record is from RefSeq and is a predicted model, not a curated record.